GGAGUCGGGUUACACCACUUGUGUCUGUGUUCACACAGCAUGUUCCUCUGUCAGGGAUUCCACAAAUAUCUCCCCGAGGUAAAAAAGGAAAGUGCGCUGCGCUCCCGCACCCAGAGCAGGGAGCCCCUUCCAGAGCCCGGGAGAAAACGCAGCAGCCCGGGGGCCAUGUCGCUGUCGCCCUGGCCUCUGGGUCCGCAGCCUCAGCAGUGACCUGCCGGCUCCCUUCAUGCCGUAGUGCCACGGCAUUGGGUUCCUGGGGUGAGGGGGCAGCUGGCAGGCACCUCCCCAUGGGUUGCCCACCAUGUCUAAUGGAUACCGCACUCUGUCCCAGCACCUCAAUGACCUGAAGAAGGAGAACUUCAGCCUCAAGCUGCGCAUCUACUUCCUGGAGGAGCGCAUGCAGCAGAAGUAUGAGGCCAGCCGGGAGGAUGUCUACAGGCGGAACAUCGAGCUGAAGGUUGAAGUGGAGAGCCUGAAACGAGAACUCCAGGACAAGAAACAGCAUCUGGAUAAAACAUGGACUGAUGUGGAGAAUCUCAACAGCCACAAUGAAGCUGAGCUUCGGCGCCAGUUUGAGGAGCAACAGCUGGAAACGGAGCAUGUUUACGAGGUCUUGGAGAAUAAGAUUCAGCUUCUGCAGGAGGAAUCCAGGCUAGCAAAGAAUGAAGCUGCCCGUAUGGCAGCUCUGGUGGAAGCAGAGAAAGAGUGUAACCUGGAGCUCUCAGAGAAACUGAAGGGAGUCACCAGAAACAGGGACGAUGUACCAGGAGACCAGGUCAAGCCCUACCAAUACACUGAGGCCCUGGCCCAGAGGGACAAGAGGAUUAAAGAACUGAGUCAGAGCCUGGCUGCCCAGGAGAGGCUUGUAGAACAGCUAUCUCGAGAGAAGCAACUGCUACACCUGUUGGAGGAACCAACAAGCAUGGAAGUGCAGCCCAUGACAAAAGAGUUGCUCCAAAACCAACUGAAUUCAAGUGAGACCCCUACAACUCAGCAGUCUGUAUCUGAAAUCCACUUGGCAGAACUCCAGGAAAAAAUGCAGCAAACAGAGGCCAACAACAAGAUUCUUCAAGAGAAACUUAAUGAAAUGACCUGUGAGCUGAAGUUUGCUCAGGAGUCGUCUCAGAAGCAAGAUGGCACAAUUCAGAACCUCAAGGAAACUCUGAAAAGCAGGGAAAGUGAGACUGAGGAGUUGUACCAGGUGAUUGAAGGUCAAAAUGACACAAUGUCAAAGCUCCGAGAAAUGCUGCACCAGAGCCAGCUGGGACAACUUCACAGUACAGAGGGGACUUCCCCAGCUCAGCAGCAGGUGGCUCUGCUUGAUCUUCAGAGUGCUUUAUUCUGCAGCCAGCUCGAAAUACAGAAGCUCCAGAGGAUGGUGCGUCAGAAAGAACGCCAGCUGGUCGACGCCAAACGACACAUGCAGUUUGCAAAGGCUGCAGCACAUGAGAGAGAACAGCAGAAAGAGGCUUCUUGGAGACAUAACCAGGAAUUGCGAAAAGCCUUGAAGCACCUACAAGAAGAAUUGCAGAAUAAGAACCAACAGCUUCGUACUCUGGAGGCUGAAAAAUACAAUGAGAUUCGAACCCAGGAACAAAACAUUCAGCAUCUAAACCAUAGUCUGAGUCAUAAAGAGCAGCUGCUUCAGGAAUUUCAGGAGCUCCUACAGUAUCGAGGUAACCCAGACAAAACCCUUGAAGCAAAUGAAACGUUGCUUGAAAAACUUCGGCAGCGAAUACAAGAUAGAGCUGUUGCUCUUGAGCGGACUAUAGAUGAAAAAUUCUCUGCUCUAGAAGAAAAGGAUAAAGAACUGCGUCAGCUUCACCUUGCUGUGAGAGAGCGAGAUCACGACUUAGAGAGACUGCGUGAAGUCCUUUCCUCCAAUGAAGCCACCAUACAAAGUAUGGAGAGUCUCCUGAGGGCCAAAGGUCUGGAAGUGGAACAGUUAUCUACUACCUGUCAAAACCUCCAGUGGCUGAAAGAAGAAAUGGAAGCCAAAUGUAGCCAUUGGCAGAAGGAACAAGAGAGUAUCAUUCAGCAGUUACAGACAUCUCUGCAUGACAGGAACAAAGAAGUGGAGGACCUUAGUGCAACAUUGCUCUGCAAACUUGGACCAGGGCAGAGUGAGAUAGCAGAGGAGCUGUGUCAGCGUCUACAGCGAAAGGAAAGGAUGUUGCAGGACCUUCUAAGUGAUCGAAACAAACAAGCUGUGGAACAUGAAAUGGAGAUUCAAGGCCUGCUUCAGUCUAUGAGUACCAGGGAGCAGGAAAGCCAAGCUGCUGCAGAGAAGAUGGUACAAGCCCUAAUGGAGAAAAAUUCAGAAUUAAAAGCCCUGCGUCAGUAUUUAGGAGGGAAGGACUUCAUGAUGUCGCAAACAUUUAUCUCUAACCAGCAAGCUGAAGUAACCUCCAUUUGCCCUUCUCGUGGAGAAAAGACUGAUCAAGGUUCAAUGCAGUUACCUUCCAGAGAUGGUAGCACUUCACUGACUACCAAAGAGGAUGUCAGCAUGCCCAGGUCCACAUUAGGAGACUUGGACACAGUUGCAGGUCUGGAAAAAGAACUGAGUAAUGCCAAAGAGGAACUUGAACUCAUGGCUAAGAAAGAACGAGAAAGUCAGAUGGAACUGUCUGCUCUGCAGUCCAUGGUGGCUGUGCAAGAGGAAGAAAUGCAGGUGCAGGCUGCAGAUUUGGAGUCCCUGACCAGGAACAUGCAGAUUAAAGAAGACCUCAUAAAGGACCUGCAAAUGCAACUAGUUGAUCCUGAAGACAUACCAGCUAUGGAACGCCUGACCCAAGAAGUCUUACUGCUUCGGGAAAAAAUUGCUUCAAUAGAAUCCCAGGGUCAAGAAAUUUCAGGAAACCGAAGACAACAGUUGCUGCUGAUGCUAGAAGGACUAGUAGAUGAACGCAGUCGGCUCAAUGAGGCCUUACAAGCAGAGAGACAGCUCUACAGCAGUCUGGUGAAGUUCCAUGCCCAUCCAGAGAGCUCUGAAAGAAACCGAACUCUGCAGGUGGAACUGGAAGGGGCCCAGGUGUUACGCAGUCGACUAGAAGAAGUUCUUGGAAGAAGCCUGGAGCGCUUAAGCAGGCUGGAGACCCUGGCUGCCAUUGGAGGUGCAGCUGCAGGGGAUGACACUGAAGAUGCAAGCACUGAGUUUACCGACAGCAUCGAGGAGGAGGCUGCACACCACAGCCACCCGCAAGUAAGUCAGUGUCAGGUUCUGGGGCACUCAGGGCGGAGGGCACAGAGCCCUUCUGGGGUCUGAUGGUCUCCAGCAGCCUUUGUGGACCUAGAAGGAGAAAAUUCCUUCGUAUGUAAACCCCUUCCCCGUCUUCUUCUGCCCUCCCUGAUUUUCCUGGCUGGCUUUCCAACCAGUGUCUUCACUCCACUUUGCUCACCAGUUCGCCCUUUGGUUAUUACUUCUAUUUCUUUCUUCCGCUUCCUGCUCCCUCCUACCCACCUUUGCCCUUAUUUAUCCUCUGUAGCUAUAGCUUCAGAAGAACUUUUUCCUUCCAAGACAAUGGACCCAUUCCCCCUGGGCUUUUGUAACUGAAACACUCCACAGAAGACAGGGAGUCAUCGAAGGGCGGCUUGGGGAGGUGGCAGGGCCUAGGACCUGCUUGGGCAGGAUGCUUUCUAAGAAACUCCAAGAGGACCAGAAUGCUUCCAAAGCAGGGAUCUUUCUCAGUGCAAUCUCAUUAUGCAAAGAAAAACUUGCGAAACCUGACAAACCACCCAGUUCAUGAUGACUCAGUGAUCAGCAGAUGAUGCUUCAACAGCAAGCCGCUGUCAAACCUCAGAACUUGGUACCUAAGGCUGAAACACUGUUUCUACCCACCAUCAGUGAAGGUGUAACCAGCAUGUUCUCAAGUCCAAGAGCGAACAUCCUGGACCUCAGAGAUUAAGUCACCAUAGUGAUCUCACAGCACUCACUGGAAUUCCUAUAUGUCUCCACUUUGCCCAGUGACAUUUAGCAGUCUCAUCUUCUAGAUGGACCAUGUCUGUGACUCUCUAAAUUGUUAAGGAGAAAGUGAAUCAUGGGUAGCUAUCCUUCUGCAAAAGCAGUUGGACUUUCCAGUGACAGCUGCCUCGGGGCUAUUAAGAAAACUGUAGGAGAAAUGAGGCCUUCUGGGCCUGCCUGUGAAUCUCUUGUAUCAGAAAAAGAGGAGGCAUCAAGUAAGCCAAUAGGAAGAGCCCAAGUGAUCAGUCCCCAAAUCUUUCAGGAUUUGUCACAGACUUUGGCUCUUGAGGGCAUGAGUAGCUGUCUGGGAUAUCUCAUGUCCUCAACUAUUUACCUUCUACUAAGAUUCCCUUUUUCCUGUUGCUACAGCCUACCCAACCUUCCCUUCUCCCUUGAGUUCUUGCAUGAGCUCCACUUCUGCUUUUGCAUGAACAGCUUCUCCUGAGUCCUCCUCACCGAUGGCUGUGACUUGAGUUGUAUGUGCCUCUGCUUCUCCAGGCCGAUCCCUCUUCCCCUGUCUCUCUGCUCUCACUGAAGGCCUUGGGGGAGAAAGAGGGACCUGUGGAAUGAACAAAUGUCCAUCUAAGACAAACAGACUGGGAUGUUGGCUGGUCACUGAUGCUUCUAAUGAUGUGGGGCAGGAUUAACUUAAAAAUAAGUGAACAGGAGGCACAGAUAUGAAGAAAGUCAUUUCCUGAUGGACAUGGUCCAAACUAUCCCUGAUAGUGCAGAUCCUGUGCUCUCUCAGUUGCAGGCAAAUUAGUUUGUAGUCAUUUCCUCAACCUUCUUUCCUGGAGCCUGGCAUGGAGAAUAUGACCAAACUGCGUUUUGGGAAGGUCAGUUCAACCUGGAAUGAGCUUUUACAUUGGGGUAUUUGUAUCUCUCUCCCAACGCUUGAUAUGUUAUUCAGUAUAGGAGAGACAAUAUAAUUAUGAGUUAACAAACCUUUGGAUCAGGGCUUAACUCAUGAUAGACAAAGUGUAUGCCUGUUGGAUGAAGACUCUCUUGGGUAAGCACCAUUUUUCCUUCUAUCACCCUUCCUUGAAAAUCAGUCUUCAGUUUGGGUAGGAAGAAACUUGGUGUGUGAAAUCACUGUAAAUUUACUUUUUUUUGGAGUUUAAGGUUGUGAUUCUCCUGCUACCAAUUAAAUAAAGCUUGCUUUGUCAUAA
This is a messenger RNA of Carlito syrichta (Philippine tarsier), 5130 nucleotides long. RefSeq names its product myomegalin-like. NCBI's taxonomy places the organism in Eukaryota, Metazoa, Chordata, Mammalia, Primates, Tarsiidae. Bases 302 to 3265 code for a protein of 987 amino acids. Gene Ontology annotation, cellular component: nucleus; microtubule organizing center. The record is from RefSeq and is a predicted model, not a curated record. The transcript has 22 exons. Gene Ontology annotation, molecular function: zinc ion binding.